CGAUUGUAUUUGGAAAUAAUUUUCGCUAGAAUCUUUUAUUUUAUCAAUUUAUUAAAUUGAAUCUUGCAUAAAGAAACAUUCAUAGUUUCCUCUUUUUCAUAAUCAAGGUACUGAUUGUAUUAAUUCGUAUUCACACGAAUUAUCUGUUAUUUGAUUAUUAUAAACGCGAUGCGAAGUAGAUCUCGAUCUCCACUCCCGUCUCGUAACCGUUCCCGACAUGAUGCAAGACCAGAACGAGGUGAACGUAAACGUGAACGAGGUCGUGAUAAUGGUACAAUUCGCAAUGUUCGAUCCCAUCGCGAACAUCGAACAGGCCGAGAUUAUCCCCGUAGUCCAGUACGUGAACGCGAUGAUAAUGAACGACAAUUAGAUCGUGAACAGCGAUAUCGAAACUAUGAUCGAGAACGUGUUGGCACUGAUGAUCGUAAUCGACAUCGCGGUAGAAUAGAUGAACGCAAACAUCAUCGUGACCAUCGACACAAUGAUCGUCGUAAAUCGCAAUCACCUCGUGCUCGUCGACGUUCCCGAUCUAGAUCGCGAACUCCAAAAUCAGAAAAAAAUGGUGGCGCCGUCCCACAAUUUCUAAUGAAUCGUCCGGAAAUUACCGAUAAAGAUCUCGAAGGUAAAACAGAAGAAGAACAACAAAUGAUGAAAUUGAUGGGUUUCGCUGGUUUUGAUUCAACAAAAGGUAAACCUGUUAAAGGCAAUGAUGUUUCGGCUGUUAAUGUUUUACAGAAACGUAAAUAUCGUCAAUAUAUGAAUCGAAAAGGCGGAUUUAAUCGACCAUUAGAUUUUGUCGCUUAACAUUAGACAUUUCAUUCAAAUUUUUCAAUCAAAUUUUAUUUGUAAAUACAUUUUAAAUUACGGAAUUACUUAAAUAAAUCAAGACUUUCUUUUUGA
Messenger RNA from Dermatophagoides pteronyssinus (European house dust mite), 900 nucleotides. RefSeq names its product U4/U6.U5 small nuclear ribonucleoprotein 27 kDa protein yantar (gene ytr). Gene Ontology annotation, cellular component: precatalytic spliceosome. Gene Ontology annotation, biological process: RNA splicing. The record is from RefSeq and is a predicted model, not a curated record. NCBI's taxonomy places the organism in Eukaryota, Metazoa, Arthropoda, Arachnida, Sarcoptiformes, Pyroglyphidae.